Phytomonas sp. EM1 is the source of this 1146-nucleotide messenger RNA. Lineage: Eukaryota; Euglenozoa; Kinetoplastea; Trypanosomatida; Trypanosomatidae. The record is from the annotation of a GenBank genome assembly.
AUGACGCCCAAUGGAGGUGCUAUGGGGGAGGCUGUUCGGAUGCUCGGUUACACGCCGUACAUCUUCGAGACGACCUUCCGCAAAGGCAACCUGCAGACCCACCCAAAGGAGUGGUGUAUGGUGUUAAAUCAGCAGAAAAAGUUCGACACCGCGAUCUUAGAGGUCCCUCAAACUGCCAAAAGUCCCAAGGAUUCAACGCGGAUCCAAAAAGACGGUGAGGCCUCCUCGCCACCGCAGGAGGUCGCGUCGUACGACGCCAUUGUCGGCCCGCCAGCGACGUUGGCGUACGAAUCCAUUCUGCAGGAGUGCCCGCGCUCGACCAAGGUCGUUUUGGUCGAGGAGCCGGAUAAAUUAUUCUGGGAGAAGGAAUACGACGCGAUGCUGCAACCGAUCCUGGAUAAAACCCAGCGUCUUCAGCGGCGAAUCGGACUUGGGGAUCUUCACAGCAUGUUGGUGUGCAUGACUGAUCUGCGCAAGGCCACCUCCGCAAGGGUCACGCGCGGCUUGUCAACGAGCACGACGAGCCCUCUGUUACACACCCCCGCGUUGCGGUUGGCCUCGGCGCUGGAUCUUUUUGAGGCGCGCGUGAAAGACGUCGUCCCGCGGGAUCGUUUACUGAUCUACCGCGAAGGAGAGGGCUGGGGUCCGCUCUGCGCCUUCCUGCGCGUUCCGGUUCCGACGACGGCGAGUGGGGAAUCCUGUCCGUUCCCCCCGCAUGAUAGUGGCAUCGACGUCUUGGCCGAUCUCAACGAAAAGUUUCAUCGCAUAAGCGUCUUGAUCUUCGUCGUGGUGGUGCUUGCGGUGACCAGCUUUAUCGCGUUGGGUUCCUCUGUGAGGACGCGCAUGGGCUUGUUUAUGGAACAUUACUAUAAUCGCUUUAGAAAAGAAAUGGACCCGUUUUUAAAAUCAGAUGACCAAAAUAGCGAGUCGGAGGGAUCAAAGACAAGUCUGCGUCGAAAAUUGAUUGAAGCCAAGAAGGUGACCCUGAAGUUUGAGAACGAAAUCCGUGAAGAAGGAGGGGCAAUGUCUUCCAUAAAGGAUGUUUUCAGGGCUUUGUUCAAUCCAGAGGAGGUGGUCCAACACAAUAAAUUGGGAAAAAGCAAGCAGCACGUAGCAGACCCCGAUUCGACAUGCAAAAGUACAUGA